Messenger RNA from Alosa alosa (allis shad), 2197 nucleotides. It is a transcript of the gene mief2, whose product is annotated as mitochondrial elongation factor 2. The coding region runs from base 322 to 1758 and encodes 478 amino acids. The record is from RefSeq and is a predicted model, not a curated record. The transcript has 5 exons. Gene Ontology annotation, biological process: positive regulation of mitochondrial fission; mitochondrion organization. Gene Ontology annotation, cellular component: mitochondrial outer membrane. NCBI's taxonomy places the organism in Eukaryota, Metazoa, Chordata, Actinopteri, Clupeiformes, Clupeidae.
ACGACACAACCGCAUGCUACCGGGCGCACGGGGGUCCCGCAGGGCGACGCAUGGGAUUGGAGCGUGAUCACUGAAAAACAGCUGCUGCAGAUCGGACCCUGCGCCCGUUGGAUGAUUCGCGUGUCAGUCAAGCAAGCCGUGACUAGUGUGUGUGGACAGGAAAGUGCAGGCUAUCGACUGGAUGCACUGUAAAUGCUAAGCUAUAUAAACGGCAGUUUCGGCUAAUAUAGCAACGAUUGACUCGUACGUACACAUGUUGGCGAGGACAUGAACUGACCCAAGACAGCGGCCCAUAUUAGGGCUGUCCUUGGACAGGAAGUGAUGUAUUACAAUGGGCGGAGGCGUGGCCAGGAUGGAGUCGGCGCGGUCCUCGACUUCCUAUUGGCCAAUGCCCGGCUGGUCAUCGGAGUGGGAGGAGCUGCCAUACUGGGCAUCGCCACACUGGCAGUGAAGAGGAUCAUUGAACGUGCAGGAAGGAGGGCAGAAGACAACAAGCCAAUGACGGACAGCUGGGAGGAGCUUAGCCUGGUUAGCUCCUCCCCCAAACUGCUGAAGAAGGGAAUUGAGGAUGUGGUCAUGAAAAAGAUCGCUGUGGCAACCCGAAAAGCGGAUCUUUCCCAGCCGCUCCCUGCUGCACCUGCACUGGAGAGCCAUCUGUCGGAGCGCGUGUGUGUGUCGGGCGCCGCUGCGGUGUGUCAUGCCCGCGGUGUGUCUGGACCCUGCAGGAGCCGCCUGCAGCAGUACCUGGGCUGCCGUGUGUGUGUUCCUCCACCCGUCACCAUGCAGGCGCAGAGGCGGGCUCUCGAGGUCGCCACGGAGAUCCAGGCCUUCCUACGCACCAAACAUCCGCACAUGCCGCUAGGAGAGCUGCGCCUGGCUGGGUCACUGCUGGACGACCUACAGGUCAUCACCGCCGACCACACCUCUCUACUGGUACACCUACAGGUGGAGGAGUCCCUGUGGUCAGCUGUCCGAGGAGAGGACACCUUCUUGUCCCACCCCCAGCUCUUCCUGAUUCGCCGAGAGAAUCUGGAGUACUUCCCUCGGGGGCGGAGCUACUGGGACCACUUCCUGGUGGGCGGGUACCUGUCGGCGCGGCUGGUCGCCGAGCAACUGGCCAAGUCCGUCACCGAGGCGAUGAACUGGCCGUCACUGAGCGGCUCUCUGGGGUGCCAGGUCCGGCCCGUCUUGGACGCCCACGGCGACGCGUCAAUCAAGCUGGAGGUCCGCCCUAGCGACGAGGAAGAGGAGGAGCCAGAGGAGGAAGAGGAGCGUCUGUUUGUGCGCGUGCUUCCCACACUCUGCAUCGGAGACGAGUCCGUCUGCGCCGGGCCCACACACACACACACACACACGCACGCACCCUGUGAGCACGCCUGGUUCUUCAGCCUGUACCCUAAAGAGGCGGGGUUGCUGGCCAGUCUGGACCAAUCGGACGGCGGCGUGAGGAGGAAGUGCCUGAAGACGCUGAAGGCCGUCUGCCGCACCAACCCCACGCUCCGCCCCCUGUCCGGCCGUCACCUAGGCAACCUGCUGCUGCACCUCAGCGACAAGGCCACCGAUUGGUCCGAGGAGGCCUUCAGUGGGCGCUUCCAGGAGGCCAUUGAGGAGCUGAUUGGCUACCUGGAGAUAGGGCGUCUCCCCAGCUACUUCAAACCAGCUGUCAAUCUACUGCAGGAGUUCAGCGAGGACGACAUAGACGAGAUGGGAUUCAUGCUCUACUGCGCAGUGUCUCAACCAGAGAUACUACUUAUCUAACACACACACACACACACACAUAUAUAUCACACACACACACACACACACACAAGAUGGGAUUCAUGCUGUACUGCGCAGUGUCUCAGCCAGAGAUACUACUGAUCUAACACACACACACAGGAGUUGGGCUUUACUGAGCCAUGUUAGAAAUAUUACUCACCAGAAUAUUGCAUAUAGACACUGAGUUUGGGAUCUUUCAGAGGUUUUACUUAAUAAUAAGUAAUAAUAAUAAUAAUAAUAAUAUAUAAAAUACUUAUCAAAUAUAAUCAAAUACACACACACACACUCUCACUCAUACACGCACACACACACAACAUUCUGGAGUGUACUGUUGAUGUGAAUAGACAUGAAUAGUGUGUAAUGUGUGUGUGUGUGAGGGUGAGAGAGAGGGGCUAGAGGUCCAUUUGUGGAAUGUAACAAAUAAACAAGUGAAAUAAUA